Capsicum annuum is the source of this 799-nucleotide messenger RNA. RefSeq names its product histone H2B.7. Gene Ontology annotation, biological process: nucleosome assembly. The record is from RefSeq and is a predicted model, not a curated record. The transcript has a single exon. Gene Ontology annotation, cellular component: nucleosome. Gene Ontology annotation, molecular function: protein heterodimerization activity; structural constituent of chromatin; DNA binding. NCBI's taxonomy places the organism in Eukaryota, Viridiplantae, Streptophyta, Magnoliopsida, Solanales, Solanaceae. Bases 197 to 640 code for a protein of 147 amino acids.
CGUCGAUCUUCCUGCAACCUCUAACUAAAUCAACGCUUAUAAUCAGUCCACGUCAUCGAUCCUCGCCAAUCUCCUUCUCCAAUCAGAACAAAUCUCAAUUGCCUAUAAAUACCAAACCCACACCCAUUCUUUUCCAUCAAUUGAAAAAUUUCCCUUUCCAUCUUUCUCGAAUCUUCGCUUAAUUUCUACACUAGUUAUGGCUCCAAAGGCAGAAAAGAAGCCCGCCGAGAAGACUCCGGCAUCGGAAAAACCGUCCGAUGAAAAACCUCCGGCGGAGAAGAAGCCAAAAGCCGGAAAGAAGCUUCCGCCGAAGGAUGUCGGCCCCGGUAUCGGAGAAAAGAAAAAGAAGAAGGUGAAGAAGAGUUCCGAAACGUACAAGAUCUAUAUAUUCAAAGUGCUGAAACAAGUGCAUCCUGAUAUUGGUAUUUCAAGCAAAGCGAUGGGGAUAAUGAACAGUUUUAUUAAUGAUAUAUUUGAGAAAUUGGCGCAGGAAUCAUCUAAACUUGCGAGGUAUAAUAAGAAACCUACGAUUACAUCUAGGGAAAUUCAGACUGCUGUUAGAUUGGUCUUGCCUGGUGAAUUGGCUAAACAUGCUGUUUCUGAAGGGACUAAAGCUGUUACCAAGUUUACAAGCUCUUAAAUUUGUUUUGUUGGGUUAUUUUGAGAAUUGGUUAUUAGGGUUUGGUGGUGUUAGAGUUGAUAAUUUUUUUUUUUUUGAGUUUUUAUAUUGUGUUUUGAUGGGAUAAUGUAAAAUAGAAUGUUGUUCCUAGUCAAUGAAUCAACUUUUACCAUAUUGUAA